CACAGCCCAGUCCACAGCCCAGUCAACACCUCCAACCAGCCUUUUUGAAACGCUCCCCUUCUCAAUUUCAUUUUCUCCCACGUCUCACAUCACCCAUCGCGUCGCAUAUCAACACCCCAUACACCAUACAAUCCAACAACUCGUCUGCCCUUUGCCCUUAGAAGUCACCCAGCCCUCAAAUACGGAUUCAAAUUCUCCUACACGGACUCCUCCGUCCUGUGUGUGUGUGUGGUCUGUGCUUCCUAUCCCGAGAUUGUCUCUCUCUCGUCUCCCCAACUGUCAGCCCAAACCCACCGCCAGCCACCACGACGUCGUCCUCAGCCAGCAACGUCGCCAGCUGAUUCCAUUCGCGCCUGAGAGAUACCGCUAGUCGAGCUCUCCAUCGCCUUCCUUUCUUCGCGGUCCUUUAAUUGUCGCUCAGCAGCAGCUCGUAUCACGCGCGCGACACUCUCUUCGUCGCCCUUCGCCAUCGACUGUACUUCUCGACGGACCCGACGACUGAAUUGCGACCCGACUUACCCACGGCAUAAUCUGGGAAGGGGGUUCGGGAUACCAUCAGUGAUCCGGUUUUCCUUAUGCCAUCUUACGGAUCGCUGCACUCGCCAUCACUACGCAAAAUGAACGGCAAUAUGGGCUCAUCCAUGAGAGGGCGCGCUGGGGGAAUGGGCGGGAUGAGCAUGGAUAAUAUCUUCGGCGACCCUUUCGCUCUGGCCACACUCUCCAUAGCGCUGCUGGCCUGGUUAAUUGCUCUUAUCGGGACGAUUGUCACCGAUGUGAACGGCGACGUGCAGAGCUACGCCUGGUUCGCCGUCUUCUAUAUGCUGGCCUGCAUUAUCGGCGUCUUUGUGGUUAUCGCUUCCAACACAUCUGCGACUUACAGCGUAGCGGUCGUUGGCUUCCUGGCUAUUGGAUUCACCGUGACAAGCUCAGCUAUCAACGGCGUUAUUUUCGCCCCCAUUGGGUCGAUGAAUGCCAUGGCUGCGGGAGACAUUCUUCUCUGCAUGGUUACCGUUGUUUGGAUAUUUUACUUCGGAUCUACUCCAUCUGCGGUCUCCCGCGCCUACCUCGACUCGUUUGCUCUUCACAAGGAGCAGCCUUCUGCGAGCAGCAACCGCGGCAUGUCCCACGCCUAUGGAAGCGGCCGACCUGAUACUUCUAUUUCGCGCCAGGCUCCACAGAUGUACACCUCCGCGCAACUCAAUGGAUUCGAAACCUCGUCACCUGUCCAGUCCGGUUUCACCAACGCAGGGAUGGGAACCGAUAAGGGAUCUAUCCAGCAGCGCUUCGGCAACAGCCCCGCCCCCGUCAACUCUGGGACCGGCGCACCGAGCCAGAUUCCCGAGCAGACCGUCCCCGAGGUUGUCGCCCCGACAGAAUACCCCUACAGGGCGAAAGCCAUCUACUCAUACGAGGCGAAUCCCGACGACGCCAACGAGAUCAGCUUCUCGAAACACGAGAUCCUAGAGGUUUCCGACGUGAGCGGAAGGUGGUGGCAAGCGAAGAAGGCCAACGGCGACACGGGCAUUGCCCCUUCGAAUUAUCUCAUUCUAUUAUAGUGCAAUGGCGAAUUUGUCAGGUUUAAGUAAUGACGACUGAUUAUGUACUCACACCCUAUCGUACGGGUAUCAUUUCCUUUGUUAAUGUAUUCUUGCCCUCUGGCCCCGCGGCUCUGGCACGAGAGCGGGACAUGUUAUUUUUAAAGUGCCGGCCUCGCCUUGUCCGUGUGCGGUCGAGGCUGCUGGGAAGUUCUGUAUUAGCGGUUUAUUCUAGGGAAGACAUCUUGUUGGACUUGCAACUGGCGUUGGAUUGAUGAUGGGGGAAUAUGGCACAUACAUCUGGGCUACUCGUCGUCAGGCACCCUCAUCUCGUGGUGGACUCAGGAAAAUGUUACAUGCAUACACUCACUGGUUGAAAUUGAAAAGUGUAAAUGAAAAUUAUAAACAUC
Messenger RNA from Pseudogymnoascus destructans, 1945 nucleotides. It is a transcript of the gene SHO1, whose product is annotated as Transmembrane osmosensor. The coding region runs from base 576 to 1556 and encodes 326 amino acids. Lineage: Eukaryota; Fungi; Ascomycota; Leotiomycetes; Thelebolales; Thelebolaceae. The transcript is spliced from 3 exons. The record is from RefSeq and is a predicted model, not a curated record. Gene Ontology annotation, molecular function: protein binding.